Messenger RNA from Magallana angulata, 2713 nucleotides. RefSeq names its product degenerin unc-8-like. Lineage: Eukaryota; Metazoa; Mollusca; Bivalvia; Ostreida; Ostreidae. The coding region runs from base 290 to 2023 and encodes 577 amino acids. The transcript is spliced from 11 exons. Gene Ontology annotation, molecular function: ligand-gated sodium channel activity. Gene Ontology annotation, biological process: sodium ion transmembrane transport. The record is from RefSeq and is a predicted model, not a curated record. Gene Ontology annotation, cellular component: membrane.
CCGUCACGUCUAUUAUUGAAACUUAUGGCCAGAAUUUGUAUGAACUAUUAAUUAAACACAAAUUAAUGAUCUAUAGGCCCAUCAAAUUGCACACGUCCCGAGACUGCGGCUCUAUUGACUUUGUCCAAUCAGUUAACUGUGCUUCGUGCAUGGCAUUAAAGUAAUUGCAAUAUCGUUACGAACAAUACAACUUCAACUAUAGCAACAUUAACGCAACUUGAUUCACAUCAUUAGGUGCGGGAAGUUUUUACCUUCAGUUGAAGCAGAGCUUCGCAAGCAGUCGUUUGACAUGGAGCCCAAGAGAAAGCCGAGGUUAGUGAGGAAAGGGGUAACAAAAGAUUUGCCCCCUCCAGAAGUAAACGAAACGGACUCAGUUCCACUUGAAGCAUUUGCAAGCAAAAAACCUUGUUUUAAAGAAAUCGUCAAGAGAAAAAUAGAGGAAGACAGAAUGACCACAUUGAAAGAGAGGACAGACAACUUUAUUAACGAAACGAGUUUUACCGCCAUCGCUAGGAUCGUCAAAGCUAACACUAUUUUGAAGAAGAUUAUUUGGCUGAUCCUUGUCAUGGCCAUGAUGGCCUGGCUUACCAUUCAGUGCUACUGGCUACUGGAUAAGUAUUUCAGUUACCCAGUGGAGGUCAAAAUUGAGCUGAAGUCGGCACCCAAACUGGCUUUUCCGAGUGUAACAGUUUGUAACAGGAAUCCUCUGAAGAAAUCCAAACUAGCUGGGUCCGUGUUCUCCCGACUGAGAGACAAGUUAGAUUUGAAAACAGACACGACUCUGUAUAACGGGGCCAUGGAACAACUUCAGAACAAAGGCCAUUCAGGACCGCAUCACACUGAGGAGAACCUGACAUCACUGGUCCAGGAACACGGCUUUAAUAUGUGGGACGGAUUGCAAAAUGAAUCUGUGGCGGGAACGUUUUACAAAACAUCCAGCUCAGAGAUAAUAGCCGCAUCAGCGUAUGCGUCGAUGGCGCUGUUGGAGGAUGAUGACAGCAUAGAGGAAUUUGGUCAUCAGAAAACGGACAUGAUUACAUCCUGUGUAUUCUCCGGACAACAGUGUUCUCCUGCGAACUUUACGUAUCUACACAACAGCAAGUAUGGCAACUGCUACACGUUUAAUUCCGCGAAUGACCCCAACCCACAACUUUACACCUACUACGCCGGGCCUCUGAUGGGUUUAACUUUAGAAUUCAAUAUUCAACAGAGUGAGUACAUAUCUGCUCUGGCACCGGAUGCCGGAAUCCGUGUUUCUAUACAUGAACGGGGCACGUAUCCAUUUCCGGAAGAUGACGGAUUUACUAUUUCUCCCGGAUCCGCCUCUUCUGUUGCAUUGAGACAGGUAUAUAUUAGUCGCCUCGAACCCCAGCAUGGAAACUGUUCUAAGAACCCUACCGUGGUGGACGAUUACAUGGAUAAAUAUGGAUUUACUUACCACAAACGCACUUGCCUGAAGUCCUGCUACCAGCAGACACUCAUUCAGCUAUGCAACUGCGCAUGUCCAAACUUUCUCGUACCACAGAACUAUACCAACAUUUGUGAUUUUACCAAUGAAACUAUAUCGACAUGUACAAGUGAAAGUGUUGAGCAAUGGGAUACCUGUGACGAGAAAUGUCCAAGCAACUGUCAAGAGAACCAAUAUGAAACUACCGUCACUGCAUCUGCAUGGCCUUCUAAAGCUUACGAGAGCUAUCUGAACAGUCGGAUGAAAUUGACAUCAAAUGAGUUCAUGGAUGGUGGACCGAACACCGAUAAGGAUGAAAAUCUCGUUAAGCUUGAAAUCUACUUUGCGGAGAUGACUUAUAAGAGCAUUGAAUCCCAGAAAGCUUACGAGUCGCAGAACCUGAUAUCUGACAUCGGGGGCCAGCUCGGUCUCUGGUUGGGACUGUCCGCUAUUACUAUCGGAGAGAUCGUGGAGUUUGCCAUGUCCCUGUUUCGUCUGUGUACCGCCAAGUUCCUGACCAAGAAACACCGCACCGCGGACUCCACCCCUGUCCAAGCCUUCGUCAACGGCUCGUAGACAUCACCAUUUUUAUCAACGUUUCUUAGACUUACAUCAGCGUCUCCUAGUCAUCACUGUUCACAUCAACGUUUUCUAGUCAUCACUGUCCACAUCAACGUCUCCUAGACAUCUCUGUUCACAUCAACGUCUCCUAAACAUCACUGUCCACAUCAAUGUCUCCUAGACAAGUAUCAACGUCUCCUAGACAUCACUGUUUACAUCAACGGCUCCUAGACAUCACUGUCCACAUCAACGUCUCCAAAACAUUUCUGUUAACAUCAACAGCUCUUGGACAUCACUGUUCAUAUCAAGUCUCCUAGACAUCACUGUUCAUAUCAACGUCUCCUAGACAUCACUGUUCACAUCUAUCAACUUUUCUUAAAUAUCUUUAUCAACUUGCACCAAUGUCUCCUAAACAUCAAUUUUAUAUCAACGCCCCUAGACUUAGAUCAACAUCUCCUAGACAAGCAUCAAUGUCCCCUUCACUGUUCAUAUCAACGUCUCUUUAAACAUACAUCAACGUCUCCUAGACAUUCACUGUUGAUAUAAACGUCUCCUAGACUACAUUGUUUAUAUGCAUGUAAUCACCAAACAUACGUAACUGCUGAUUUGAUCUACAAUAUUCUCUAGACAUCUACAGUCAAAGUCCAGUAAUUACAUAAACAACUUUUUGGAGAUGUCUUUUUUGACAUUUUCAACUUUUUAAAA